Molecule: messenger RNA, 832 nt
Organism: Cynocephalus volans (Philippine flying lemur)
Lineage: Eukaryota; Metazoa; Chordata; Mammalia; Dermoptera; Cynocephalidae
Product: histone H2A type 3
Exons: 1
Coding region: 14-406 (130 amino acids)
Biological process (GO): heterochromatin formation
Cellular component (GO): chromatin; nucleosome
Molecular function (GO): protein heterodimerization activity; DNA binding; structural constituent of chromatin
Source: RefSeq, a predicted model, not a curated record
GUUUGAGUUCAAGAUGUCUGGCCGGGGGAAGCAGGGCGGCAAGGCGCGCGCCAAAGCGAAGUCGCGCUCUUCUCGGGCGGGAUUGCAGUUCCCUGUGGGCCGCGUGCACCGGCUGCUCCGAAAGGGUAACUAUUCGGAGCGCGUGGGCGCCGGCGCGCCAGUCUAUCUCGCUGCCGUGCUCGAGUAUCUGACGGCCGAGAUUCUGGAGCUGGCGGGCAACGCUGCGCGCGACAACAAAAAGACGCGCAUCAUCCCGCGCCACCUGCAGUUGGCCGUCCGCAAUGACGAGGAGCUCAACAAGCUGCUAGGCCGCGUGACUAUCGCACAGGGCGGCGUCCUGCCCAACAUCCAGGCUGUGCUGCUCCCCAAGAAGACGGAGAGCCACCACAAGGCCAAAGGCAAGUGAGGCCGGGGGCCCGCACAGGACACCAAAGGCUCUUUUCAGAGCCACCCACUGUUUCCACAAAAGAGCCGCACUGAAGGCGCUGCCAUUUAUUGCUUAAGAGCCAGUCCCCAAGCGCAUAUUGAUGUGCACAUCAGCGGUAGGAGAGGGUGCGCACGGGCACCGGGCGUCUAGGCAGAGCGGGACACGCACGCUUGCGAGGUGGGCAGCGGGUUCUGUCUGCGGCAGGCUGUACUCGCCCGAUCGGCGGCCGCCCCUUUUGACUCCUACCCCAUAGCGUCUGGUGGGGGCUUAAUCUUGCCGUUCUUGAAGGCAUCUUCAUGGUUGCUAGUGGCAAGUCACCUUGGAUUACAGGAAGCUCUCCAUCUGGACAUCACCGAAUAUGUCUUACUCCAGAGACAAUUGGAUCGACUCAUCUGUCAAAAAUAU